AUGGCGUUUUUCGCUGUCCGCUUGGUGUUCCUCCUGGUCGGGAACUUUGCAGGGAAGUUGGUAAUGAUAUUAAAAUAGUCCAAAGUGGACCAUGCUGAUGGAGCAGCUUACAGAAAAAAGGAUGGAGAAACACCUUAGUCUGGACACAUUAGAAAUUUCAGCUUUCUCUUUUUCUCUCUUCCUGUAUUUCUUAACAUGAUAUUUGUUGAUCCAUGUUUUCUGAGAGGACAUGUGGAAGAGACCCUAAUAAAUUUCUUGCUUUCUUGCCUUUUGUCCUUUGAGUUAAGUUUAUUGCCCAAUGAGUUGUGGAUUGCCUUAUUUAGGUGGAAAUAA
Orycteropus afer afer is the source of this 333-nucleotide messenger RNA. The record is from RefSeq and is a predicted model, not a curated record. NCBI's taxonomy places the organism in Eukaryota, Metazoa, Chordata, Mammalia, Tubulidentata, Orycteropodidae.